GAUGUUUCAUAUAAAUACAUCGAAUCCUGAUCAUCGGAAUCACUUCCGACAGAUUCACGGUCGCAAGCUCAAAGAUGAAAUUAUUCGCACUGAUUUUGGUCGCCCUCUUGGGCACGGCAAAUGCCUCCCUCGACGAUGACAUUCAAGAAUUGUUGGACCUCAUCCCCACCGACGAAAUCCGUGAAAUCACUGUUUGGUACGCCGAAAACGACGAGCAGUUCCAGUGGGUUGUAGCUUACCUGCGAAGCGAUUCUUUCCAUGCGAUCGUUAACGCGAUUCGCGCCGAGCCAGCCUACGACGAGUUCGUCGAAUACCUGGCCUACAACGGUGUCAACAUUUACGAGCUGAUCGCAAAGAUCCAGGAAAUUCUGGGACUCGACAGCCUCAGGAUGGUGAACCUACCACGCUCCUACCGCACCGCGCCAAGAUCCUUCCACGGGUGGAUGGACGAGGUCAUGGCUCUGAUCCCCUUCACAGAGAUCAGGGAACUUGCCAUAGAGAAGUCCCAGACUAGUGGAGACUUCCAGGAUUUGAUUAAGGCCAUAUCCAGCGAGGAAUUCCAGACCAUUGUCGAGGCUGUCGUCGCCGUUCCUGAGUACCAGGACCUUCUGACCGCCGGUCGUGACCACGGAGUGCCCAUUGACACCUGGCUUGACGCCAUCUACGCGUUUUUCGGCUGGACCAGGGCUUGAGUUUGUGGAAAUUGGAUUGAGUAUCCGACUCCAAAUUCUGUUUAAGAUGAUUCAUCACGAUAUAAUGAGACUUGAAUAAACCACCCUAUUCAAUUGCAA
Messenger RNA from Neodiprion fabricii, 791 nucleotides. RefSeq lists its product as uncharacterized. The record is from RefSeq and is a predicted model, not a curated record. The coding region runs from base 75 to 692 and encodes 205 amino acids. The transcript has 5 exons. Lineage: Eukaryota; Metazoa; Arthropoda; Insecta; Hymenoptera; Diprionidae.